AUGACUGUUACAAGAACUGUGUUUACCAGGGAUGUGUUUCUGAUCCUAUUCAUCUUCCUCCAAACCAGCAGAUCUGAAAGUAAUCUCGCUUUAUUCAAGAAUGCUUCGCAAAGUUCCGAUAGUGGCAAUACAUGGACAGCCAGUAAAGUUGUGGAUAACUGUUUGGAUACAGAUAUUGGAUCAAACUGCUGUACACAUACAAAACCUAGAGCUCACAAGGAAGUCUGGUGGCGUGUAGAUCUUGGAGAGUUAAUGACUGUAGAUAGAAUCAAAAUUUAUUACAGAGACGGUUUUCAAUGCAGACUUGCGGGUUAUCAUCUUUACCUGUCUAAUACCACCGACACACCGACCCAAGGUGUCCUCUGUUAUGAGGAUAAGAGUAUUGAAAAGACUGAUGUACAGUUGGUGGUAACACAUCAGUGCCCGUAUGUAGCCCAGUAUGUCACCGUCUACAACUAUAGAAACAACACUAGGCAAGAAUGGUAUUCUGAUUACGCUGUUCUGGAGUUAUGCGAGGUACAGGUGUUUGGCUGUCAGGUAGGGAGGUACGGUGAUGGAGACUGUGAGAAUCUAUGUCCAGACAAUUGUUAUGGCGGCAACUGUAAUCCUACGACCGGAUCUUGUUUGUAUUGCUUUCCGGGGAAUUAUGGCAUUAACUGCAACAAUAUUUGUCCCGUGAACUGUGGAGACUCUAUUUGUGAGAAGGACACUGGGUUUUGUUUUCGAUGCGUUUCCAGAAAACAUGGUACCAAAUGUGAAGAUGACUGUCCUGUGAAUUGUAAGGAUACCUGUGGACAGGAUACAGGAAAUUGUAAUGAAUGCGUUUCCGGAAAACAUGGUACUACAUGUGAAGGUGACUGUCCUGUGAAUUGUAAGGAUACAUGUGAGCAGGAUACGGGGAAUUGUAAUGGAUGCGUUUCCGGAAAACGUGGUCCUACAUGUGAAGAUGACUGUCCUGUGAAUUGUAAGGAUGCAUGUGAGCAGUAUACCGGGAAUUGUAAUGGAUGUGUUUCUGGAAGACGUGGUACUACAUGUGAAGAUGACUGUCCUGUGAAUUGUAAAAAUACAUGUGAGCAGGAAACGGGGAAUUGUAGUGCAACUGCAUUGAUGCAGCAAGAACCAGCGUGUCAUCAGCCUGCAAUAUACAAGGUAUAUGGAUGUUGCUUAUCAGCAGACCAGAAUGCCCAACGUCAAGUUGCAAUGCGAGGUCAUCUAUCAUUACCAAAAAGCACCACGCUGACAGCACUCGGCCUUGACCGACGCCUUGCAGGAUUUGGUACUGAUCACUUCGCCUCCCGUCGUACAAGACAGUAG
Messenger RNA from Ylistrum balloti, 1314 nucleotides. RefSeq names its product multiple epidermal growth factor-like domains protein 6. The transcript has 10 exons. The coding region runs from base 1 to 1314 and encodes 437 amino acids. The record is from RefSeq and is a predicted model, not a curated record. NCBI's taxonomy places the organism in Eukaryota, Metazoa, Mollusca, Bivalvia, Pectinida, Pectinidae.